CCCCCCUUCCCUCCCGCUUCCUUUCCUGAACAAUUCAACCAACCUUAACUUUCUUACCUGGACGGAGAAAUCGAUAUCGGCAUCCCCAUCUGAUCGUUACUGGCUCGGCCCCUAGCAAAGACCGCAUUGUUUACCCCUACCUCGGUCCUGCCAUAGAGGCAACAACGUAACCACCAUGAGCUUGGUCGGUAACUUCACAUCAAACAACGACCGGGAGGCCACCCAUAACGGCGUUUCCCCCAUGGAUGCUGUUCGAAGGAACUCGCACACUCCCCAUCUGGAUUCCGAGGCUUCGACAAUCGCACCCCACCAGGAUGGCGCACAUUCGCGUGACAACUCCAACAACGAACGCUCGGACCUGAAGAACGCCCAGGGAACCAGCAACAACGACAACGACGAUUCCAGCAUGGAGAGGAGAGAAGAGGAGGUCCACCAAUUGGCAAGGCGAUAUACCACCCAGAGCCACUACUCCACCACUGGCCAGAACCCGUUCAGCGCUGAGCCUGGUUCGACCCUGGACCCUACUGGCGACCAUUUCAACGCCAGAGCCUGGUGCAAAGCUAUGCUGCACCUUCAGACCGAAGACGAGAAGGCACACCCCGUCCGCACUUCUGGAAUUGCAUUCCGCAACUUGAACGUCCACGGUUUCGGUUCCGCCACCGAUUACCAGAAGAGUGUUGGCAACGUCUGGCUGGAUGUCAUUGGUCUCGCAAAGAACGCCCUCGGCCAGAGCAAGAAGCGCAAGAUCGACAUCUUGCAGAACCUCGAUGGUCUUGUCGAGAGCGGAGAGAUGCUCGUCGUCCUUGGCCCUCCCGGAUCUGGUUGCUCUACCUUCUUGAAGACCGUGACUCGUGAGACCCACGGCUUCUUCGUCGACGACAAGUCAAUGAUCAACUACCAAGGUAUCAGCGCCGAGCACAUGUCCAAGCACUUCCGUGGUGAAGCCAUUUACACCGCUGAGGUCGACGUCCAUUUCCCCAUGCUUACAGUCGGCGAGACCUUGUACUUCGCCGCACGCGCUCGAGCACCACGUCACAUUCCUGGAGGAGUUUCGAUCCACGAAUAUGCCUGCCACAUGCGCGAUGUUAUCAUGGCCAUCAUGGGCAUCAGCCACACCGUCAACACCAAGGUUGGUAACGACUUCAUCCGUGGUGUUUCCGGUGGUGAGCGCAAGCGUGUCAGUAUCGCCGAGGCUGCCUUGAGCAUGGCCCCCUUGCAAUGCUGGGAUAACAGUACCCGUGGUCUCGAUUCCGCCAACGCCAUCGAGUUCUGCAAGACCCUCCGCAUGCAGACCGACAUCAACGGCGCAACCGCGUGUGUUGCCAUCUACCAGGCCCCACAGGCCGCCUACGACGUCUUCGACAAGGUCCUUGUCCUCUACGAGGGUCGCCAGAUCUUCUUCGGGCGCACCACGGCCGCCAAGCAGUACUUCGUCGACAUGGGUUUCCACUGCCCCGACCGACAGACCGAUGCCGAUUUCUUGACCUCCAUGACCAGCCCUCUCGAGCGUAUCGUCCGUGAGGGAUUCGAGGGCCGUGUUCCCAGGACCCCAGAUGAGUUUGCCCUGCGAUGGAAGGAGUCUCAGGAGCGUGCUCGUCUGCUCCAAGAGAUCGAGGUCUACGAACAGAAGUACCCGAUCGGCGGAGAGCACCUCCAGAAGUUCAAGGAGUCUCGUCGCGCCCAGCAGUCCAAGCGACAGCGCAUCAAGUCUCCCUACACCUUGUCUUACACCCAGCAGGUCGGCCUCUGCCUCAGGCGUGGAUUCUGGCGCCUCAAGGCUGACCCUAGCAUCACAUUGACCCAGCUCAUUGCAAACUCGAUCAUGGCCCUUAUCAUCUCCAGCGUUUUCUUCAACUUGAAAGAGGAUACCAACAGUUUUUACCAGCGUGGUGCUUUGCUCUUCUUCGCUAUUCUCAUGAACGCUUUCGGUUCUGCUUUGGAAAUUCUUACACUCUACGCCCAACGUCCCAUCGUCGAGAAGCACUCCCGUUAUGCUCUUUACCACCCAUCUGCCGAAGCAUUCGCGUCCAUGUUGACAGAUAUGCCUUACAAGAUUUGCAACGCGAUCCUCUUCAAUCUGGUUCUCUACUUCAUGACCAAUCUUCGCCGCGAAGUGGGCCCGUUCUUCUUCUUCACGCUUAUCUCGUUCACGCUUACGCUCGUCAUGUCCAUGUUCUUCCGAUCGGUUGCCUCUCUUUCCAGGUCUCUCGUGCAAGCCUUGGCUCCCGCAGCCAUCUUGAUUCUCGGCUUGGUUAUGUACACUGGUUUCGCUAUCCCACCAACUUACAUGCUUGGCUGGGCCAAAUGGAUCAGUAAAAUCAAUCCCGUCGGUUACGGUUUUGAGUCAUUGAUGAUCAACGAGUUCCACAACAGGGACUUCCCUUGCGUCAACUUCAUCCCCUUCGGCCCUGGCUACGAGAGUGUGGGUGGCGACAACCAUGUCUGUUCCACUGCCGGAUCGAUCCCUGGCCAGCCUUUCGUAAACGGUGAUACCUACAUCCGGGUCUCCUACGACUACCUCCACAGCCACAAGUGGAGGAACUUCGGAAUUCUCUGGGCUUUCAUGAUCGGUCUUAUGGGUGUGUAUCUCGUUGCCACUGAAUUCAUCACUGCCAAGAAGUCAAAGGGUGAAGUUUUGGUUUUCCGUCGUGGUCACACUGGUCUUGUUCCCAGCAAGUCUACUGAUGAUUUGGAGGCUGCCCCAGCCGCUCGCCCAGUCGGUGCCGAGAAGACUCCCUCCGACAACAACAUUGCCAUCAUCGAACGCCAGACCGCCAUCUUCCAGUGGAAGGACGUGUGCUACGACAUCAAGAUCAAGGGUGAACCUCGCCGUAUCUUGGACCAUGUCGAUGGAUGGGUCAAGCCUGGAACCCUGACUGCUCUUAUGGGUGUCUCUGGUGCCGGAAAGACUACGCUCUUGGACUGCCUCGCUACUCGUACCACUAUGGGUGUUAUCACCGGAGAAAUGCUCGUCGACGGCAAGCCUCGUGAUGAAUCCUUCCAGCGCAAGACCGGUUACGCUCAACAGCAAGAUCUCCAUUUGUCCACUUCGACCGUCCGUGAGGCUCUCACUUUCUCCGCCCUUCUGCGCCAGCCCGCCCACGUCCCCCGCGAAGAGAAGCUUGACUACGUCGAGGAGGUCAUCAAGCUUUUGGAAAUGUCCGAGUAUGCCGAUGCCGUCGUUGGUGUUCCCGGUGAAGGUCUCAACGUUGAACAGCGCAAGCGUCUUACUAUUGGUGUCGAACUCGCUGCAAAGCCUGCCCUCCUUCUCUUCUUGGACGAGCCUACCUCCGGUUUGGACUCUCAGACCUCUUGGGCUAUUCUUGAUCUACUUGACAAACUGAAGAAGAACGGCCAGGCCAUUCUCUGCACUAUCCACCAGCCUUCUGCCAUGUUGUUCCAGCGUUUCGACCGACUUCUUUUCCUCAAGGCCGGCGGUAAGACCGUGUACUAUGGUGACGUUGGCGAGAACUCCAAGAUCCUCAUCGACUAUUUCGUCCGCAACGGUGGUCCUCCCUGCCCUCCUUCUGCCAACCCUGCCGAAUGGAUGCUUGAAGUCAUUGGUGCAGCCCCCGGAUCUCACACUGACAUCGACUGGAAUGAGGUAUGGCGCAACAGUGCCGAGUAUGCGUACGUCCAGCAGCACCUUGCCGAGCUCAAGCAUGAACGCGGUCAGGAAUCUGCUCUUCAACGCACCCUUUCGGCCCAGAAGCGUGAGGACAAGGCUAGCUACCGUGAAUUCGCCGCUCCCUUUGGCGAGCAGUUGCGCGAAGUCACCGUCCGAGUCUUCCAGCAAUACUGGCGUUCCCCUUCGUACAUCUACUCCAAGUCUGGUCUUUGCAUCUUCUCGGCUCUCUUCAUCGGUUUCUCACUCUACAACACUCCCAACACCAUGCAGGGAUUGCAGAAUCAAAUGUUCUCCAUCUUCAUGUUGAUGACCAUCUUCGGACAGCUCGUGCAGCAGAUCAUGCCCCACUUCGUCACUCAACGUGCCUUGUACGAGGUCCGUGAGCGCCCAUCCAAGGCAUACUCCUGGAAGGCCUUCAUGAUUGCCAACAUCGUCGUCGAACUCCCAUGGAACACUCUCCAGGCUGUCUUCAUCUUCCUCUGCUGGUACUAUCCCAUUGGUCUCUACCGCAAUGCCGAGCCUACCGACGCUGUCCACCUCCGUGGUGCUCAGAUGUUCUUGCUCGUCUGGACCUUCUUGCUCUUCACUUCCACAUUUGCCCACAUGGUCAUUGCUGGGGUGGAAAUGGCUGAAGCUGGUGGCAACAUUGCUAACUUGGCCUUCUCUCUCUGCCUCGUCUUCUGCGGUGUUCUCGCCACCCCCGAUCAGCUCCCUGGCUUCUGGAUCUUCAUGUACAGAGUCUCGCCGUUCACGUAUCUCAUCUCAGGCAUGUUGGCUACGGGCGUGGCGAAUCAACGAGUCGAGUGCGGACCCAACGAGUACGUCCACUUCAACCCUGUUCAGGGCAGCUGCUACGAAUACAUUGAGCCAUUCGCCAAGAUGACUGGCGGUUAUGUCUCCAACCCCAACGCCACCGAGAACUGCAGCUACUGCGCCAUGGGAGACACCAACAUCUUCCUUGCAGGCGUCAACUCUGACUACGGUAACGUCUGGCGCAACUUUGGCCUCAUGUGGGUGUACAUCAUCUUCAACAUCUUCGGCGCUUGCUUGCUCUACUGGCUCGUCCGUGUACCCAAGGUCAAGAAGGAGAAGGCCGAGGAGACCACGGCCGCCCCGUCUGCUGCCGCCGCCAACAACGCCGCGAGCCGCUCCAGCGAGAGCAGCCGGGGUGAGGAAAUCCCCAACAAGGAGGUCUCCAGCGGGCCUCAGUACGCAUCGAUCAAUCCCGGCCAAUCCGAGAAGUCGAUGGUAUAGAGAACGCCUUCCCGCUCAUGUUGUGUCCUUCCGCGCCAUCUAAUGUCCUUUCUUUGGCUUUGGCUACUCUUGCCUCAUUUCUCGUCCUUUUCACGCAUGCAUUGGCGUUCUUCAGGCGGCGGCCACUAUUUCCAAUAAUUUCUUGACCGGCCAAUUCUUCCUCUCUUUUGCGUUUUCUUGUUUUCUCUCUUCA
Aaosphaeria arxii CBS 175.79 is the source of this 5075-nucleotide messenger RNA. RefSeq lists its product as uncharacterized. The transcript has 3 exons. Gene Ontology annotation, cellular component: membrane. The record is from RefSeq and is a predicted model, not a curated record. Gene Ontology annotation, biological process: transmembrane transport. Gene Ontology annotation, molecular function: ATP binding; ABC-type transporter activity; ATP hydrolysis activity. Bases 176 to 4882 code for a protein of 1568 amino acids. NCBI's taxonomy places the organism in Eukaryota, Fungi, Ascomycota, Dothideomycetes, Pleosporales.